UGAGUCUCCAAGCUUCUAACCCACCUCGCCGACGCAACCAUGGCCUCCAGCGUGGAGCAGUCUCCAUUCUUCCAGCAGGCGAGGGCAAAAGGCGCUAUUGUCGUCAAAGAUCCUCCAAAAUUCGAUCUGGAUUCCUACAUCGCCAAUUAUGACGGUGCAACCCGUCUAGAACGGCUACACCACAUCGGCGCCAGCUCGACCUACCUCGCUCUCGAUGCCUAUCGCAUGGCCAUUACGGAGGCAAAGCUGGGCAGGAACGUUAAAUUUUACCUCGCCCUAACCGACGAUUUCAAUAAAAUUUCUCCGGAUGAUUCCUUGGCAUUAGUGGAUACAGCUUGGGUGGAGAAGAGGAAUCGAGACGUCAAGCAGGAUCAGGACAAGCUGGAGCAUGAGCUCAAAUCUUACAAGAACAACCUAAUCAAGGAAUCUAUUCGGAUGGGUAACGAAGACCUCGGCCAUUUCUACUAUGCAUGUGGGGACUACACCAAUGCCCACAAAGCCUAUUGGCGCAUGCGGGAACACUGCACUUCCAACAAACACCUGGCUGACAUGACUCUCCGUCUAGUAUACGUUAGCAUUGCUCAGAGGGCGUGGUUAGGCGUGCAAUCACAGUUGGUGAAGGUUGACGCAUCACAAUUAAAGGGCGACGAGAAGAACAAGUUGGAACCCAUCGUUUCGGCAUGCUCGGGCCUCGCCCAUAUGUGCACCGGCAACCUUCGAGAAGCGGCGAACAACUUCAUCCACACCUCCCCACAAUUCCUCACCCUGGAACCGGCUGCCGGAAUCGUGUGGCAGAAGGAGGUCUUAUCAGGAAACGAUAUAGCUGUAUACGGUGGUCUCUGUGCCCUCGGAUCUAUGGACCGUAGCGACUUGCAAACAAAGGUCCUCGCAAACGGCGACUUUCGCAACUUCCUUGAGCUCGAACCUCAUAUCCGGCGCGCUAUCAGUCUCUUCUGUAACUCAAAAUAUAGCGCCUGUCUGGAGGUACUGGAAGGUUAUCGGACAGAUUACCUGCUGGAUGUGUAUCUGUCGAGGGUUCUCUCGGUCAUCUACAACAAUGUCCGAACCAAGAGCAUCGUCCAGUAUUUCAUCCCGUUCAGUUGUGUUACACUGGAGGAAAUGGCCAAAAAAUUCCAACCCACUGGCGACUUUGGCAGCAUUGAGGAAGAGCUCGAGGACAUGAUCAACGCCGGCAUUUUGAACGCUAGAAUUGACCUUGUCGAUCGCCUCCUCAUAUCACCUCCCACAAAUCCCCGCUACGACGUUCACACAGACGCCCUCGCCAUGGCCGAGAAAUAUGAUCACACUCUUCGCCUGCGAUUGACCCGCCUCAAUUUAAUGAGUGCAGGUUUAUCCGUCACUCCCGACAAGUCCCAGAACAAAGAGGGCCUCGACCCCCGCUUUGCAGCGGACGGCGGCCUCGGUGCUAGUCUGAGGGGUUUGGGUUCUCGAAUGGGCUUCUGAGAGGCACUCUUGGUGCUGGCUGCUUUCGCGGAAUCAUAAUGGAGGCAUUUGCAGGCGUUCGUCGGGGUUCAUGAAUCCGGGUGUGGUGAUGAUAAUUUCCACUGGCGUUUAGAUGCACGAAUCUGAUGAGGAAGAUGGAGGAGGAAUGAUCGGCUCGACGCUUUCAAACGGAUACGAGUGACCGAAGGACAUAAAUAUUCAUAGGAGGACUAUGGCAUGGAAAUAUGACUGUAUCUUCCUCCAAACUCCCUUAAUUCAUUAUU
Lindgomyces ingoldianus is the source of this 1727-nucleotide messenger RNA. RefSeq names its product PCI-domain-containing protein. The transcript is spliced from 4 exons. The record is from RefSeq and is a predicted model, not a curated record. Bases 40 to 1464 code for a protein of 474 amino acids. Gene Ontology annotation, cellular component: COP9 signalosome. Lineage: Eukaryota; Fungi; Ascomycota; Dothideomycetes; Pleosporales; Lindgomycetaceae.